GAAAUAACUCGAGCGACUCAGUUCCUAGCGCGACAGUGGGAAGUCCAUGGACCUGCUGCCGACGCAGUCGAGCAAAACCGCGCUUGACACGCUCCAUGAACACCACGUGGACGGCGAGCUCAAGGCGACGAGCAUUCCGCCGAUCGCGGUCCCGUUCUUAACCCACCACGACGGCCGCCACUCGUCCUUCUUCGAGACCAACAGUGUGCACAAGACGACCGAUGCGUGCGGCCACAAGCAGCUCAACCAAUAUAUUCUCUACGACGUGAUCGGGAAAGGCGCGUACGGCAAGGUCCGGAAAGCUUUUUGGCCCGAGAAGAACCGCUAUUUUGCCGUCAAAAUCAUCCACAAAAAGAAAGCCAAAAAAUUGAUGCUGCGCGGCCCCCGCGCGCCGCGAAGCGACGGCCUCGACCACAUUCGCAAGGAAUCGGCGAUUUGGAAAAAGCUCCACCACCCCAACAUUGUGCGCCUGCGCGAAGUCAUUGACGACCCAGAGGCCGACAAGAUUUACUUGGUCAGCGAACUCAUCGAGGGCAAGUCCAUCAUUGACGGCGAAGCACGCUGCACGCCGCUGCACGAAGACGUUGCAAGAGAUUGCUUUUGUCAGCUCAUUGAAGGCCUCGAGUUUCUCCAUUUUCACAAAAUCAUCCAUCGGGAUAUCAAGCCUGGCAACCUCCUGUACAGCGCCGACGGUAUAGUCAAGAUCACCGACUUUGGCCAGUCCCAGGUCAUUGAAGACGAAGACGACUGCUUCCGCCAGACCGUCGGCACGGGCCCGUUCCUAGCCCCCGAGAUGCUCACGGGGGACGAGUACAAGGGCCUCCCGAUCGAUGUGUGGGCGUGCGGCGUCACGCUCUACCUCUUUGUCUAUGGCCACUUGCCGUUCGAGGCCGAGACGCCGCAGCUUCUCUACGAGAAGAUCAAGAGCGACCCGAUCACAUUCGCGACGCUGGUCCAGGAGACACCCGUGAACCCAGACGUGAUUGAUCUGCUUCGAGGCAUCUUGAACAAGGACCCGGCCGAGCGUCUGACGACCCAAGACAUUCGGAACCACCCGUGGCUAGCCUCGCGUUUCCAGACCCAGUACCCCAAGAGCGAGCGCCACUUGAUCACACUCACACCCGCUUGCGUCGAGUCGGCCAUCACCCCGCUGCAGCUCUACCGACGUCUCAAGCGCAAGACCAAAUUGCUCAUCGCUGCCAACAAACUCACGGGGUCGUCGCGGCAGUUGCCGAUUCUACGACAGCCCUCGACGCAGCGCCAUAUCCAAGACGACGCUGUCCACCAUGCGGUUCCGACCGUGCCACGCCGGCUCUCGGGCGCCUCCCUACCUAGCACGGCGCGAAGUAUGUCAAGUCGACGGUCGCUUACGGCGCGCCGUCUCGACUUUGGGCAAGAGCUCGCCGAACUGCGCUUCGACACCCCGCGGGCCGAAGAUCGACCCUAGUGUACUCAAAUAGACAAGUCGCAUCGCCUCGCGUUAGGAGUUGGUGCUGCUUUGCCGAAGACGCAGCUUGGUGGGCGACAGCUGCAUGACCUUGCUGAUCUUGUCCGUCUAAAAGGUAGCUACAGAGUAGUGCGCAGCUGUAAACGUACAAUGGUUUCUCG
Saprolegnia diclina VS20 is the source of this 1608-nucleotide messenger RNA. RefSeq names its product CAMKK/CAMKK-META protein kinase. Gene Ontology annotation, cellular component: cytoplasm. The transcript is spliced from 14 exons. Lineage: Eukaryota; Oomycota; Saprolegniomycetes; Saprolegniales; Saprolegniaceae. Gene Ontology annotation, biological process: intracellular signal transduction; protein phosphorylation. Gene Ontology annotation, molecular function: ATP binding; protein serine/threonine kinase activity. The record is from RefSeq and is a predicted model, not a curated record. Bases 47 to 1447 code for a protein of 466 amino acids.